Molecule: messenger RNA, 1713 nt
Organism: Penicillium arizonense
Lineage: Eukaryota; Fungi; Ascomycota; Eurotiomycetes; Eurotiales; Aspergillaceae
Gene: veA
Product: sexual development activator VeA
Exons: 2
Coding region: 1-1713 (570 amino acids)
Source: RefSeq, a predicted model, not a curated record
AUGCCGCCUCACAAUGAGACCGAACACUCGGUCAGCAGGGUUACUCGAGAAGGCAAACAGCUCACGUACAAAUUGAGCGUGAUGCAGCAGCCAGAGCGAGCCAGAGCCUGUGGCGCAGGAGCAAAGUCAUCUGCCGACCGUCGCCCUGUUGAUCCUCCGCCCGUUGUCGAGCUGCGUAUCUUCGAGUCCGAUCCCAACAAUGAAGCCCACCAGACAGACAUUACUUUUGCCUACAAUGCGAACUUCUUCCUCUACGCAACCUUGGACACUGCACGUCCUAUCGCCCACGGGCGGGUAUCUGGACCACCAUCGUGCCCAGUCUUGACAGGUGUGCCAGUCGCCGGCAUCGCGUACCUCGACCGUCCCUCGCAAGCAGGUUACUUCAUCUUCCCGGAUUUGUCAGUGCGCCAUGAAGGCCGGUAUCGUUUGAACUUUCACCUAUAUGAAGAGAUCAAGGACGCCAAAGAUACCGAUAGAGACUCGAAUCUCCCUCUGCCUAACCAAGUUGCUCCUGUCGGCGGAGCGAAGCAAGAUUCGCCGCAUGCAUUCCUGCAUUUCCGUCUCGAGGUCAAGUCAGUACCAUUCACAGUCUACAGUGCGAAAAAGUUCCCGGGCCUGGCAACUAGCACCUCCUUAAGCCGCAUCAUUGCCGAGCAGGGUUGCCGUGUUCGUAUUCGCCGUGAUGUGCGCAUGAGACGCCGGGGAGACAAGCGAGAGGAAGAUUACGAAUUCGACGAAGAACGCACCGGUGUAUAUGCACGACCUACAGAUCGAUUCUCGACACCUGAUCGUUACGCUGCUGCGAUGGACCGUCCUCGAUCAAAUAGCAACGGCAGCGUGGUUGAAUCGCCAUAUGGGUUUGUUCCACCGGAUCGACGACCCUCUGCGCCAGAUUAUGGCUUCCAGUGCCCGCAACCAUAUCAGCGACCUAUGCCACCCGCACCUAUGUCCCACUCCCAAACACCUUCAUAUCAGUCACACCUUUCAUUCGGCUCUACACCAACUCAUUACCCGGCUCCGCACAUGCCUCCUACACCUCCGCCAGUUGUACCAGCAGGAAUGUAUUCUCCGCAACAUACAUAUGCGCAAAUUCGACACCCAUCAAAUGCCUCAGAGUAUGAAGGGACGCCCGGUGGGUAUCCCAUGGCACCUCGAAUGCCCGAGCAACGAAUGGGCUAUCCUAAGCCGUCUGUGACUUCUUACCACAUAGAACCGCCUAAAGCACAACCGUACAUGGACCCUCGCAUGGAACCGCCAAAAGCACAACCUUACAUGGAUCCCCGCAUGGAAACUCGCAUGCCCGACCCCAAUCUCUACCACCCAAUGCCACAAGCAGCAGUGUCACGCACUCAAACCCCGAGCAUGGUAUCAGCAUUGGCGCCUCUGAAGGCCCCACCCAACGAAUUUACCAACCAGGUUGUUCCCUCUGUAGAAUGCACGUCUCCAAGCCCAGGAUACGACAACGUUUCGGGGAAGCGCAUGCUGUACCAGACUGGUCCAGCAUACGGAAAACGGUCCCAUGAAGAUUCCUUUGGCCUUGAUGAACGUUCGAUGCAGAAUGGUAUGCGGCCAGAUGCUGAGCCUUACCCUGCUGCCGUCUAUCGCGAUUACGCUGCAGAGAGUCGGGCUGCAUUGAUGGCUGAAAUGGGCAUCGAAAUGUCAUACAAGCGUGCCAACGGCAGAACUGUACAGAAAGCCCCUCCGCCAACUUGA